AUGGCAACUGCAAUCAGUUCAUUUACACCCUUUGCAUUUAAUCAACAAUCAUAUUAUUAUCCAACAUUACCAUCAACUUUUUCUUUAUCAGCUUUUCCAAAUAAUUUUUAUUUUCCACAACAACACCAAAUGCAGCCACAGCAGCAACAACAACAAUUCACGACACCAGUUCAAUAUGUUGAUUCGGGAAUACAAUCAUUACGUCCUCGUCGACAACCUCGUAUUUAUCGAGAAGUAAUUAGAUUACCAACACCUGAACCAACCUAUCGACAAGUGCGAUAUCGAUUACCAACACCUGAACGACAAGUUAUUCAACGAACAGUUGUUCAAAGAGGAAACGGUGAAGUUGUUGUUCGAGAACAACGACCACAACGCAAACCAAGAAGUCACAGUCGAAUUGAAUAUCGUACACAAAAACGAUCACAUCAUUCACGACAAGUUCACACUGAUUAA
Molecule: messenger RNA, 453 nt
Organism: Rotaria sp. Silwood1
Lineage: Eukaryota; Metazoa; Rotifera; Eurotatoria; Philodinida; Philodinidae
Source: the annotation of a GenBank genome assembly